Molecule: messenger RNA, 1877 nt
Organism: Panicum hallii
Lineage: Eukaryota; Viridiplantae; Streptophyta; Magnoliopsida; Poales; Poaceae
Product: E3 ubiquitin-protein ligase WAV3-like
Exons: 2
Coding region: 77-1660 (527 amino acids)
Source: RefSeq, a predicted model, not a curated record
GAUACAAGUGUGCUCUCCUUCAAUUUGUUCUCCCUCCCUCCCUGCUUGCUAGUCGUAGCAGCCAGGCUCACUAGUAAUGGCAUUCAAGGAUGAUGACAAGCCUCCUACUUCCAACGCCGGGAGCACCAAGGGUCUGGUGUCCAUCAAGGCGGUGAAGUACUUCAAGGACGAUGCGGCGCUGACGGCGGACACGGUGACGGCGGAGGUCGAGAUCAACGCCACAUCCUCCACCACCGUGAGGGAGGGGCUGGACCUGGUGGCCGUGCUCGACAUCAGCGGGAGCAUGCGCGGGGACAAGAUCGAGAGCUUGAAGAAAGCCAUGAUGUUCGUGAUCAUGAAGCUCACCCCCGUGGACCGCCUCUCCAUCGUCACCUUCUCCGACGGCGCCACCAGGCUCACCCCUCUGCGCUCCAUGACCCCAGCCGCCCAGAACGAGCUCAAGGCUCUCGUCGACGGCCUGACGGCCGACGGCUGGACCAACAUCCAGGCCGGCCUUGAGACCGGGCUGGCCGUGAUAGCCGACCGCAUCAACACCAAGGCUCGCACUGCCAACAUCUUCCUCAUGUCCGACGGGGAGCAGAAGCCCGGCGACGCCAGGCAGGUCGACCCCGGCAAGGUGGCCAUCUACACGUUUGGAUUCGGCAAGAACACGAACCAUCAGCUGAUGAGCGACAUUGCCACGAGAUCGCCGGGCGGGACCUUCAGCUCCGUGCCGGACGGGUCCACGGUGAGUCUGCCCUUCUCGCAGCUGCUGGCUGGUCUCCUCACCGUGGUGGCGCAGGACGUGGAGCUCACCCUGACGCCCAAGAACGACGAGGGCGAUGUGGACACCAUAGUGGUGGCCCCCGGCACCGACUACAAGACAACCACCGACGCUGCCACCGGCGUGAUCACCGUCAUGUUUGGCACCCUCUUCGCCGGAGAAGGGCGCAAGGUCGUCCUCACCCUGACGCUCAAGGACGUGAGCGCCACCUAUAACGAGGAGUACGACGCGCCCUUAGCCGAGGCCCAGCACAGCUACACCGCCCAGGCAAGACCGAGAGACCCUCAGGUCCCACAGGACAUCCAGAUCAAGCGCACCCCGACUCCAUCUCAAGCCCCUGGUGCGAGCAGCAAGGCGCGGCAGGUGCAGGCUGAGAUCGCCAGGCGGCAGCACGCCGAGGCCAUCAGGCAGGCGAGGUUGCUGGCGGACAAAGGCGGGCUCGAAGAGGCGCGGUACAAGCUGGUUGACGCGCAGAACGCGCUGGAGGACAUCGUGCUGGACAGCCUGGCCGACGGCCAGAAGCUGAUGGACUCGCUCCGAGCUGAGCUGGUGCAGCUGAUCAAGCUCAUGGAGACGACGGAGCUCUACAAGGCGAAGGGCCGCCCCUACGCCCUCGCCUCAGAGACCAGCCACGGCCGGCAGCGCUACUCCGCCAGGGGCGGCGACGAAGACGGCGACGUCCGCCUCUUCGCCACGCCGCGCAUGGACACGUACCGCGAGCAGGCCAAGAAUUUCGAGAAGGACCCCAGCGCGCCGGUGCCCGACGCCGACGAGGACGUCAAGAAGGAGGUUGCUGCCAACCCGCUCGCCGCCAUCUCCAACGAUCUCGCCUACUACCUCCGUAAUGCUAUCGAAGCGCUGCGAGCCAUCGAGAGGAUCGUCGCCCCAAGCACCUAGGGAGCUCUGCGGUCUUAUUAUUUCCUAUCCAAUCACGCACAUACUCGUUUCCUUUGAUUUCUUCUUAAUGUUGCCGUACCUACCUUUCCCAUAAGCGUGAUACCCAGUGUAAACGUAUUGUUGUCCUUGUUGUUUCAUCUCCAAUUCACAUUAUUUGAAUUCGAAAACAGCUUUGCUUCAAAUAAAUCUUAGUGGAGUAAAACCCUGAUGUUAAUUA